Molecule: messenger RNA, 3060 nt
Organism: Elgaria multicarinata webbii
Lineage: Eukaryota; Metazoa; Chordata; Lepidosauria; Squamata; Anguidae
Gene: KL
Product: klotho
Exons: 5
Coding region: 1-3060 (1019 amino acids)
Biological process (GO): carbohydrate metabolic process; fibroblast growth factor receptor signaling pathway
Molecular function (GO): fibroblast growth factor binding; fibroblast growth factor receptor binding; hydrolase activity, hydrolyzing O-glycosyl compounds
Source: RefSeq, a predicted model, not a curated record
AUGACUCCUGCGGCGGCGCCGGGGCUGCCUCUUCUGCUCGCCCUGUUGCUGCUGUGCCAUCCGCUGGCCGGUGAGCCGGGCCAGGGAGCGGACACUUGGUCCCGCUUCAGCCGCCUGCCCUUCCCGGAGGACGCCCUCUUCCUCUACGACAACUUCCCCGAGGGCUUCUCGUGGGGGGCAGGCAGCGCGGCGUACCAGGUGGAAGGCGCCUGGAGCCUCGACGGCAAGGGGCCCUCGGUGUGGGACACUUUCGCGCAGCGUCGCCGCCGCGCCACGCCUCUCCAGAGCGGCGCCACCGCUGCGCCGCCACCGUCCGGCGACGUGGCCAGCGACAGUUACCACAACGUCGAGCGCGACCUGGAAGCGCUGAGCCUGCUGGGGGUCUCCCACUACCGCUUCUCCCUGGCCUGGGCGCGCCUCCUCCCCAACGGCACGGCGCCCGCCAACCUCGCCGGCGUGCGUUAUUACGUGCGCCUCCUCUCCGGCCUGAGGCAGCUCGGCGUGGAGCCCGUGGUCACCCUCUACCACUGGGACCUGCCCCAGCACUUGCAGGACGCUUAUGGCGGCUGGGAGAACCCGGCGCUCGUCGACCUUUUCCGGGACUACGCCGAGCUCUGCUUCAGCCACUUCGGCGACCACGUGCGCUAUUGGCUCACCAUAGACAACCCUUACCUCGUGGCGUGGCACGGCUACGCCACGGGCAAGCUGGCCCCUGGCGUGCGAGGCGGGCGGGAAACGGGCUACAGAGUGGCGCACAACCUUCUCAAGGCCCAUGCCAAAGUGUGGCAUCUUUACAAUGAUCAUUUCCGUCCCACUCAAGGAGGUAAAGUGUCAAUUGCUUUAAGUUCCCACUGGAUAAAACCUCAACAGAUGACUGGAAGUGAUAUAAAGGAAUGUCAGAAAUCUCUCGACUUUGUUCUGGGCUGGUUUGCUAAGCCCAUAUUUAUUGAUGGAGACUACCCCCAAAGCAUGAAGAGUUAUCUUUCCUCAGGACUGCCAGAAUUCACUGAAGCAGAAAAGAAGUUUGUCAUGGGGACAGCUGAUUUCUUUGCUCUUUCCUUUGGAGCCACAUUGAGUUUCCAACUGGUUAAUUCUGACAUGAAAUUCCAGCAGCGAGAAGCACUAAGUUUAAGGCCACUGCUUUACUGGAUAAGUAGCGAAUAUAACAAACCACAGAUCUUCAUUGUGGAGAACAGCUGGUAUGUUUCUGGUAGCACGAAGUUGGAUGACUCCAUGCACGUGAAUUAUCUUAAAGAUUUCAUUAUGGACACAUUAAAAGCUAUCAGAUAUGAUGAAGUUACUGUCAUUGGGUACACGGUUUGGUCUCUAAUGGAUGGCUUUGAAUGGCUCAGAGGCUACAACAUCCGACGGGGGCUGUUUUAUGUUGACUUUCAAAGCCAGGAUAAAAAAUUGAUGUGGAAGUCUUCAGGUUUGUUCUACCAAAAGCUGAUAGAGGACAAUGGCUUCCCCAAAGGACCAGAAAACCAGCCCAUAGAAGGGUCUUUCCCCUGUGAUUUUGCUUGGGGGAUUACGGACGAUUUUCUUCAGGUAGAUACAACUCAAUCCCAGUUCCUUGACCCUAACGUUUAUGUCUGGGAUAUUCAUCACACCAAGAAGCUCAUUAAAAUUGAUGGAGGUAGUGUCCCAAAUCGCAAGCCUCAUUGCGUUGAUCUUGCUGCAAUCAGGCCCCAGGUGUCUUUACUUCAGGAAAUGCACAUCACACACUUCCAUUUUUCACUGUCGUGGCCUUUGAUUCUCCCUCUAGGUAAUGAGACUUACAUUAACCACACACUCCUAUUUUACUAUCAGUGUUUUGUCAGUGAACUUCUCCGAGUGAAUAUAACUCCUGUUGUUGCUUUAUGGCAUUAUGUGGCUAAAAAUCAAGGACUUCCUCUUCCUCUAGCCAAUAAUGGAGGAUGGGACAACCGGCACAUUGUGGAAGCCUUUGUUGAGUAUGCUAAGUUCUGCUUUAAAAAACUUGGCCAGCAUGUCAAAUUUUGGAUUACAACGAAUGAACCCAGUGUGAAGAAGCUAUCCUAUAAAGCAACCCAUAAUAUGCUGAAAGCCCAUGCCAAGGCAUGGCAUCUGUAUGAUAAAAAAUUCAGAAAGACUCAGAAAGGUAAAAUAUCUAUUGCUUUCAAUGCCAACUGGUUUGAGCCAGCCUUUCCCUUUUCAAAACAUGAUGACAGUGCAGCUAAGCGAGUUUUGGAAUUUGACAUUGGCAGGCUUGCUGAACCCAUCUUUGGAACUGGUGACUAUCCAGAUGUGAUGCGACAGUGGCUUCACGAAAGAAACAGCCAUGGUUUUUAUGAUAUUCACUUACCUUAUUUCUCGGAGGAGGAAAAAAAUCUCAUCUGUGGUUCAUUUGACUUCUUUGCCUUGAGUCACUACACGACGUCUCUUGUGACUUCUGAAAAUGAAAACCCCAAAAAUUAUGAUCACCACCUCAAGGUCCAAAUGCUAAAUGAUAUCACCUGGGUGAAAUCGGCCAACAAAAAUCCAGUGGUGCCCUGGGGCUUACGCAAGCUCCUCAACUGGAUUAAAAAUAAAUAUGGCAAUAUCCCCAUUUACAUCAUAGCCAGUGGAAUUGAUGAUGAACAGAAUGUGGAUCAAGACAAGUUGAGAAUGUAUUACAUAGAGAAUUAUAUUAACGAAGCCUUAAAAGCCUACACCUUGGACAAUGUUAACCUGCGUGGCUUCUUCAUCUAUUCUUUCAGUGAUACAGAUGAUUCUAGAUACGGCCUGUAUCGUUAUGUGGUAAACCAAUAUGAUCCAAAGCCUUCCAUGAUGCAUUAUAGACAGAUCAUUGACAAUAACACCUCCCAUGGCCCGGAAACCUCUCGCCUGCUUUGCCCAAAAGAGCUUGCUCUCUGUCCAGAAUGUGACUUUUUCCAACCCAGAAGAUCUGUGCUGGCAUUUGUAGGUUUUAUAUUGUUUGCUUUCAUUGUUACUAUAUUUCUGAUCACUUACUACUCCAAGAAGACUGACAGAAGGCAUAAACACAGCUUUCCUAUUGCUUGCCGCCCUUCACCUGCGUUACCUGGGGGAGCUCAGAAUUAA